UUUUUCAAUACAACAACAAAAAAAAAAUACCUACUAAAUAAUUGAAUCAUUCAAUGCUCCAAUGAAUUUGUGUCUAACAAAAAAUAGCUUCAAAUUAGCAUAAAAGCGAGAGGUUAACAUAUAGAAGUUUAGCUGAAGACUAAAAUUUCCCUGACUAUUAUUUUUUGGUUUAUGCAAAUAUUUUUGAUUUAUGCAAAUAUUUUGUUUUAAUUUGAAUAAAAAAGAUUAAUUCUGUGAUAAAGCUGUGGAAGCUAUUUAAUAACAAAGCAAUAAAAUAAUCAUCAUCAUGGCAACUUUAGCAAGAACUGCUAGCAUCCUAGACGAAAAUGUCGAAGAAAUGUCUGUUCUCACAAUUCAGGAUGGUGGUGGUGGUGUAGAAGAACAAAUCACCUCAACAAGAGUUGCAUCUCUCCUAUCCUCUGUGGAGGAAAAACCUCUCGAUAUAAAUACAGAUGUACCCGAUAAUAUUAUCGAAAACUCUAGCGGUCGUAAUAUUGAUGAACUUUAUGGAGAAAUUCUAUUUGAAAUACUAAAUAAUAUAGGUUGUCCAAACUCACAAGAAACAUGCCCCGAAUCUCUGUUAGAAUUUGUUCGUGAUGCAUUUAAAAUCUCCCACACAAAGCACGAAGAAUUAUUAGAAAUUGCAACUGGCAAGGAACCACCAAAAGUUCGAUUGAACGUGGAGAUAAUUAAAGCUGAGAAUUUAAUGCCCAAGGAUCAUAAUGGUCUAUCAGAUCCUUUUGUUACACUUUACAUUGAAUCAAAUGCAGUUCAUCGAUAUAAUACAUCGGUCAAACCGAUGACACUGAAUCCAGUUUGGAAUGAGUAUUUCUCAUUACCAAUUCCUGAUGAUCCCAGAGAAGAGACUCUCAUAGUCGAAGUUUGGGAUUUUGAUGCCGCCGAGACUGUUGGAACGAAAAUGAAUAAAUUCUUUGAAGUCAAAGGAGUCAAAGGUCUGCGAAAAUUGAUGAAAGAAAUUGCCUAUUCAGCUGCAACCACUGUCAAAGAUGACAAUGAAUUAAUUGGAAGGUCUGUGAUACCUUUGAAUUCCAUUCCAGCCUCAGGAAUGAGAGUUUGGUAUCAUCUCGAAAAAGGAUCCCGAACAACACGCACAAGAGGAUCAGUUCUAAUGCAUUUAUGCUUCAGCGCUGAGAAAGAUAAUCGAGUAGCAGCUCAAGAACAUCGAAAUUUAUUAAGAAUUCUCCUGAUGCAUGAAUUGGAAAGUUCCACUCUUGAACCAUAUCUCUGGAGUGGAAAGUAUAAUUCACAAGCUGAAGCAAUCAUUACCCAACAUUAUAUUCAAAGUGGUUUGUCUGAAGUCGAUUUGGCCUUGUGUCAAUGGGAUGCAUAUUCAAAUGUACAUGAACAUCAUCCGUUAUCGUUCAGUCUCUUUAAUACAAUUUUGCACAAAGUUAUUGAAACUUUGCCAACUUAUUCGGCCGAUAGUGACUUCGUCAAGACAUUUUGGGAAGCUUCAAAGAGAAUUCUUCCUUCGUGUUUUUAUAUCAUUCGAAAAAUUCGUCAAGAAACUUUUACACAACGAUUGGGAAUUAAUAUGCUUUGUGAUGUUUUGGAAAUUUUACAAAUAUUUGAUCUUUUAACGGUUCCUAUUGAUGUGGAUUUAUUCCCUCAGUCGACUUAUGGGUGGUUAGGGAAACGAGAUGAAGAAUUCGAUGCUAAAUUUGAUAUCAAAUUAAUUCUGAGUGAAGCAAUUCGAAUUGGAGCUAGAGACUGGGUUAGCACAAUUCGGGAGAGUUUAGAAUUCGAAAAUGAAAAUGCGGUACAGCAACUUACAAAACUGGUUCAAUUGAUGAGAUUCGAUGUCCAGCGGGCUAUUGAGUUCCAUCAUAAGCAUUUUUAUCAGACAAUGAAGUUGAAAUAUGCCAAGCUUCUUUAUGUCUACUAUCAAGCUAAUAUUGUGGAAUUCUGCAAGCCUUCGGUCAUCGAUGCCUGUGAGAAUCUUGUCCGUCUGCCAGAAGCUGAUAUGGACAAUGUCGAGCAAUUUGAGAAUUUUGAUGACUUUACAAUGGGGACAAAUUUGUUUGAAUUGUAUUUAAGCUUGAAGAGAUACAUUGCUCUUGGAACUGCCUUAUGCACAGCAGAGGAGCAAGAGGAACUUUUGGUUUACCACGAAUGGUUUGCUCCAGCUGUGUCACAUUGGUUGGAUAUAUCUCUCCUAAAGGCUCUGUCUCGAAUUAAAAAAGCUAUUGAUUUAGAUGAAUUUAAGCCUGUUGAUGGGAUCAUUCGUCAUAGUUCGUCGGCUUUGGAUACACUAUCAAUUUUCUAUACUGUAAAGAUAUUCUGGGACCAAUUGGGAUGGCCAGAUGUUCAAGGUUCUUAUGCUUUUAUUGGUAAAAUAGUCGAUGAUGUUUGUAAAUGUUGUUCUUUCUAUGCCACUCGAAUGACCAAAAGAAUCAUCGAAUUCAGUGGUACCGAGGACAUAAGACCAGAGGAAUUCGAAGUCAGCAAAGAGUGGUGUAUUGCAAUUUGCAACAUCUGUCACAUACACAAUAGUAUACCUAAAUUUGUCCAGGAUCUCGGAGUCGAUGGAGUACUUAAAAAUCUGGCAGAAUCUCUAAGUUCUGUGGAAGCAGAUCGUUGUAAGCAAACAAUUCAAAAUGUCAUCGAAAAUGCCCAAGAUACAGUUCAGAAUCGAAUUGCUGGAUUGAUAGCUGAAGUUUCUGGUCAAAUGAUUCCAGUUAUGAGAGGAUAUCUCUUCAAUGGAAUUGAUAGUUUAACUGAGGAAUUAAGCUCGGUUGAAGGUCUUUUCAUGUACUUGGAGAAGUCACUGGCCAUAUUACAUGCAGAAUUGGAUGAAACAACAUUUGAGAGAAUGAUCGAUAGCAUCUGGCAGGGAUUCUCGGCUGUUUUUUAUGAGUUGGUCCAAGGUAAUUUGGAUAAACGACGACCACCAUCGUUUUUCGUGAAUUUAAGGGAAGUUCUUAAAAUAAUGGCAUCGAGUUUUAAAUAUGGUGAUAAGCCGUUUUCAGAUAUUACAGCAGAGACCUUGGCGAAUGUGGAGAAGCUUUUGGUUUUACAUGCAUCGGAGACAGAUGUCUUGAUCCAUCAAUAUUACCAAGAGCGUUUUGAACGACAAAAGAGUAGAGCUGAAUCUGUUUAUGGACAAUUGACUGUUAAAGCAGAUUUUGCCCCUAAUAACAUUCUCCAUGUGCAUAUUUUGAAUGCCAAGAAUCUUCUUCCCAUGGAUUCAAAUAAUUUAUGUGAUUCUUUCGUCAAAAUGUAUUAUAUUCCCUUAGACCGAUUUGCUGGAGUUGCAACUCAUAAAACUGGUGUUCAAUCGAAAACCCUAUUCCCCCUUUACGAUGAAGAAUUUAAAAUUCAAUUAACAACAGAACAUCGUGAACGAGAAGAUAAUAUGUUGGUAUUCAGUAUUAAAGAUCGUGAUUUGUUUGGUAUGUCAAGUCAAUACUUGGCUGAAUGUUAUUUAUCAUUUGGCGAUAUUAUGGAAGCAAAUGGUGAACAAAUAAGAUUGAAUUUAUCCCGUCCGGAAUAUACACCCGAUUCGGAUUGUAUUCGUGCCUUAGAAUGUAGACAGAUAUUUGAUAAAAUUGCACGUGAUUUUUUAAAGAAACUCAAACAAAGAGCUUAUUGAUAUAUUUUGUUUAAUUUUGUUAGAAGAUAAGAAUUUUUUUUAUAUAUAAAUUAUAAAUAGUAGAUACUCGUUUUGUAGACAUAUCAUAAUUGUUUAUUCAUUCAUUUAUAUUUAUAUAGAUUUGUUGACAAUAACUUUGUUUAAAAAACAAAAAAAAAAUAUUUGUAUUUAUUUUUUUUUUUAUGAAUUAAUUAUACAUAAAAAUAUGAUGGCUUUGUUUUGAGCUAAUUUUGUGAAUUGGUUGUGCUUUUACAGAAUCUCUAUAAUUUAUUAUUCUGAUAACUUGAAAUUUUUAAUUAUGCUCAAAUUUUAUUCUGUGUUAUGCUU
Molecule: messenger RNA, 3940 nt
Organism: Episyrphus balteatus (marmalade hoverfly)
Lineage: Eukaryota; Metazoa; Arthropoda; Insecta; Diptera; Syrphidae
Gene: stac
Product: protein unc-13 homolog 4B
Exons: 4
Coding region: 287-3613 (1108 amino acids)
Source: RefSeq, a predicted model, not a curated record